AUGUCAUACUCCUACCUAUUCAAAUACAUUAUCAUUGGAGAUACAGGUGUUGGAAAGUCAUGCCUGUUACUUCAAUUCACCGAUAAACGUUUCCAACCUGUUCACGAUUUAACCAUUGGAGUUGAAUUUGGAGCAAGAAUGAUAAAUAUUGAUGGAAAACAAGUCAAAUUGCAAAUAUGGGAUACUGCUGGACAAGAGUCUUUCAGAAGUAUUACUCGUUCAUAUUAUAGAGGCGCUGCUGGAGCUCUCCUUGUUUACGAUAUCACAAGGCGUGAAACAUUCCAUCACUUGACAACAUGGCUUGAAGAUGCUAGAAGACACUCUAACUCUACAAUGACUAUUAUGUUGGUAGGAAAUAAGUGUGAUUUGGAUUCGAGACGUGCCGUCUCUUACGAGGAAGGCAAAAAGUUUGCUCAACAACAUGACUUGAUUUUCUUGGAAACAAGUGCCAAGAAUGAUGAAAAUGUGGAGGAAGCUUUCAACUAUACUGCCAGAAUUAUAAAUGAAAAGAUUGAAAAGGGUAUUAUCGAUGUCACCAAUGAAAUGAAUGGUGUAAAGGUAGGAAAUGCUCCUACUGCAACAACAAAUCUUUUGGAAAAGCCAACAACAUCAGAACCAAAAGGAAAGUGUUGUGGAUAA
Messenger RNA from Naegleria gruberi, 639 nucleotides. Its product is annotated as rab family small GTPase. Lineage: Eukaryota; Heterolobosea; Eutetramitea; Acrasida; Naegleriidae. Gene Ontology annotation, cellular component: Golgi apparatus. The record is from RefSeq and is a predicted model, not a curated record. The coding region runs from base 1 to 639 and encodes 212 amino acids. Gene Ontology annotation, molecular function: GTPase activity; GTP binding. The transcript has 3 exons.